CCUUAAAUGAAUAUUGGUGAUUUUAAAAGCUUUUACUGCUGGUAAUACUAAAAAUCGAUUAAGCUAACCGCUUCAUAACCACUCGUAUGGUGUGGUGGAACCCGCCAGAAAAAGACGCCUAGUAUUACCAUUAAAGAAAAAAAAAUCAAAGAAUGAGAAAAAAAAUACACGACCUCCGCUUCACUUGUGUUUUUUUCUAAUUUUACUGUCAAUAAGCUGAUAAUUCGAUGCAUAUUUUGUAUGCAACAGUUAUUUUGACUUAAUAUUGUGCUCUAUUAUGCACCAAACUAUCGCGGGGAAGGCUCGAGGUGCUUCUAUGAACUAAAAUCAAUAACAAUCUGAAACCAACAAAGUUACGAAGAUGAAUUAUGAAGCCGAAAGAGCCAUGAACCAGAAGCGGUUGCGUAUGGACGGUGAGCCGGGCCAUGGUGUGGUGCAGGGGAACGGAUUGCCGCUCAAUUACAUGGAUAAUGGUCAUCAAAUACCAUACCAACCGUACGCUGGAGCGUACAACACGCACUACCCGCCCCCAGAUGCGUUUGCAGCGUACGGGCCGCCGCCGCCCGGGGGCUAUGCCCCUCAGAACCUGUCAUAUGCCCCCCCGGCGCACCAGAAUUACCCGCACCAUCAAAGUUUUCCUCCGCAGCAGCCGCAGGCUCAGCUGCAUAUGCCGCAGUCUCACAUGGUUCAAGGCUACGCCCCAGAACUGGUGCACAAAGCCGCCUGGGCGCCCCAGCCGCACCUGCUGCCGCCGCUGGACGCUCAGAAACCGCUCGAUGUCAAGCAACUCAAGCCGGAGAUCAAGCUAGAGCCACAAGAUGUGCAUAAGAGACCCCACCCGGAGAGUGAAAUGAUGGGCGGAGACCUGGAUCAGCCGAAGAUUAAGAUCAAGACGGACAUCUUCAAGCCUGACGACCUGGCGCACAGGCCCGAUGUUGACAAGCCCCAUGAUGUGUCUCAAAAAUCGCUACUGUUGGAUGCGUCCAAACCGGUUGAGCAAAAGAAAGAUGAUGGCCAGCCUAGCAUUGGAGUUGAUGGUAAACUCGGAGAUAAACCUGCAGAAGUGUGUAAGCCGGAGGGGUUGGCUGAGGGCGGCGAUGCUCUGCGCUCUGAGGCAAAGAUAGCAGACAAGAGUGAGGAGGAUCGGAAACCCUUCAGCAGCCCGGAGCUGCCCAAAUCCGGGACUCCCGGGAAGGCCUCUACCCCCGGCCUGGAGCCGAAGAAGCGCGGGCGCCCUAAAGGCUCCACCAACAAGCCGAAGCCGGCCGGCGCCCCCGGCCCCCGCGUCCCGGGCGCCGCGCCCCCGCCCCCCCGCGGCGCCGCGCCCCGCCCCCCGCAGGUGGCGCCGCGGCCCCGCCCGCAGGGCUACCAGUACGCCGUGCGGCCCUUCCGGAAGGACUUCUCCGGGAUACAGUUCCGAAGCCAAAGCCGGCCGGCGCCCCCGGGCCCCGCGCCCCCGCGUGGCGUGGCGCCCCCGCCCCCGCGCGGCGCCGCGCCCCUGCCCCCCGCGGCCCCCGCGCCCCGCCCCCCGCAGGUGGCGCCCCGGCCCCGCCCGCAGGGUUACCAGUACGCCCCGAAGAAGCGCGGGCGCCCUAAGGGCUCCACCAACGAGCCGAAGCUGGCCGGCGCCCCCGGGCCGCGCGCCCCGGGCGCCGCGCCCCCGCCCCCCCGCGGCGCCGCGCCCCGCCCCCCGCAGGUGGCGCCGCGGCCCCGCCCGCAGGGCUACCAGUACGCCGUGCGGCCCUUCCGGAAGGACUUCUCCGGGAUACAGUUCCGAAGGCGAUGGAGCGACGAUUGCCUCGACUCCUCCCACAUCCCCAACGAAGUCUACUUCGGCGACGUGCCCGUGUCCACCGAAGUCCUAUUCAACUACUACGACGCCAACGCGGAGCGCGAGCGGCUGGCGGCGCAGGCGGCGCAGAUCGCCGCGCAGAAGGCCGCCGCCGCCAAACUAGCCGCUGCGAAACUGCAAGCCAGGGGACUUAUCUCCAAUGAGGUGACGACGGUUGACUCGUCGUCGUCAGAUGACUCUUCGGGUUCGUCCGGCAGCGACAGCGAUGACAGUGACGAGGAUGCACCCCUAAAGAAGGGUCCCGGUCGGCCCAAAGGUUCCCGGAACUCUGCCCCCCGCGCCCCCGGCCCCGGGACCCCCGGCUCGGGCCGCCGCGGCCGCCCCCCCGUGCCCCCUGAACUGCGAGAACCCGGCAUCACUGACAUGAAGAAGUUCUGCAAGGCUGCUGGCAUCAGAUUUGACUAUAAAAAGCUUGUCGAAGGCUGCACAAAGAAUAAGGAGCGCGUCGGCAAAAUGAUGGACCUACUGACCGCGGCGGGGCUCGAGGGCAAGCCCACGAUGGAGAAGUGCAAGGCGCUCAAACAGGCCAAGGUCGACAAGAAGGAGCAAGAGAAACAGGCCAAGAAGGAGGCCAAGGUCAAGAGCAAACCGGCCUCCAACGACGGAGAUGGCGAGCAAACGCCCGAAGGCACGCGGCGCAUGACCCGCGGUGCGACGGGCGUGAAGCCGCGCCAGCGCAUCGUCAUCUCGUCCGACGAGGAGGACGACACCCCCGCCGCGCGCCGCACGCUGUCCAAGCUGCGCUCCUCCGUCAACGAUGACGACUCCGACUAGGUUGGUCACUACAUGUAUACAUGAGCAUCGUCAUCUCGUCCGACGAGCAGGACGACACCCCCGCCGCGCGCCGCACGCUGUCCAAGCUGCGCUCCUCCGUCAACGAUGACGACUCCGACUAGGUUGGUCACUACAUGUAUACAUGAGCAUCGUCAUCUCGUCCGACGAGCAGGACGACACCCCCGCCGCGCGCCGCACGCUGUCCAAGCUGCGCUCCUCCGUCAACGAUGACGACUCCGACUAGGUUGGUCACUACAUGUAUACAUGAGCAUCGUCAUCUCGUCCGACGAGCAGGACGACACCCCCGCCGCGCGCCGCACGCUGUCCAAGCUGCGCUCCUCCGUCAACGAUGACGACUCCGACUAGGUUGGUCACUACAUGUAUACAUGAGCAUCGUCAUCUCGUCCGACGAGCAGGACGACACCCCCGCCGCGCGCCGCACGCUGUCCAAGCUGCGCUCCUCCGUCAACGAUGACGACUCCGACUAGGUUGGUCACUACAUGUAUACAUGAGCAUCGUCAUCUCGUCCGACGAGCAGGACGACACCCCCGCCGCGCGCCGCACGCUGUCCAAGCUGCGCUCCUCCGUCAACGAUGACGACUCCGACUAGGGGCAGCGAAUCCUCGACUUCUCAGCCUGGUAGUGUCCCGACACGACCCUACAGAGUCCUAGAAAGUGCUUCGACAGACUCACAGGACUGCGCUCCAUUACCCGAGUGAUAGUGUACCAUGGAGUGAUGUGACUGGUUGGUUUACAAGUGAUUCAGCAUUUUCUGUUACUGGCUAACGAUAGGUAUGUCUUCUUUUGUGGUGGAUU
Molecule: messenger RNA, 3442 nt
Organism: Cydia amplana
Lineage: Eukaryota; Metazoa; Arthropoda; Insecta; Lepidoptera; Tortricidae
Product: basic proline-rich protein-like
Exons: 18
Coding region: 362-2626 (754 amino acids)
Molecular function (GO): DNA binding
Source: RefSeq, a predicted model, not a curated record